Molecule: messenger RNA, 1374 nt
Organism: Malassezia restricta
Lineage: Eukaryota; Fungi; Basidiomycota; Malasseziomycetes; Malasseziales; Malasseziaceae
Product: homoserine O-acetyltransferase
Exons: 1
Coding region: 1-1374 (457 amino acids)
Biological process (GO): L-homoserine metabolic process
Molecular function (GO): homoserine O-acetyltransferase activity
Source: RefSeq, a predicted model, not a curated record
AUGUCUGGCUGCUUCGAGAUCCCCGGGCCCACGUCGCCGCUCGCCGUCGGACAAAAGCAGCGGUACCUGUGCGUGCCGACGUUUCAAAUUGAUGCAGGGGAUGUGCUGCACAAUGUGCCGGUGGCAUUCCAGACAUGGGGCACGCUGAAUCCCGACAAAGACAAUGCGAUCCUCGCGUGCCAUCCGAUCUCGGGCAAUGCGAACGUCGAGGAGUGGUGGACCCCCCUGUUUGGGCCCGGUCACGUCCUGGAUACGUCCAAGUACUUCAUCGUGUGCUGUAAUGCCAUUGGAUCUCCAUACGGAACGCUGAGUCCCCUCACGCGCAAGGGCGGUGAGGACGUCUCUGGCGGGACGUGGAAGUGCAGUCCGCAUGUGCAUGCCCCCGACGAGCAGACGGAACAGCUAUGGUGGGGUCCUGAUCUGCCAAAGACGACGAUACGCGACGACGUGCGCCUGCAAAAGCACGUCCUCGACUUUCUGGGUGUCGAGCAACUGGCGUGUGUCAUGGGCGGCUCGAUGGGCGGCGCCACGUCGCUCGAGUGGCCGUUGUGCUUCCCCGUACGCUUUCCGUCAUCCCCAGACGCCCUCGUCACCAUGGCACCCGAGCAGAAGCCUUACGUGCGCUCGAUCGUGGUGCUGGCGGCAUCGGCGCGGCACUCGGCAUGGUGCAUUGCAUGGUGCGAAAUCCAACGGCAGGCGAUCGAGGCCGACACGCGAUACCAACACGGCCGCUACCUCCUGCGCGAUCCUCCGAGUGGUGGCUUGGCCGCGGCGCGUAUGUGUGCGCUCAUGACGUAUCGCCAGCCCCACAGCUUCGAGCGCCGAUUCAGUCGGCUGCGUGGCAAGUCAAACAUGACGAGCGCGCCGAACGACUCGCAGGCGUCGACGUUGAUGGAAGAAGGCGGCGAGGGUGACAUUGAGGAAGACGUGGCCAAGAUUCGCGAGCCACAGGCUCAGGAGCAGUAUGCCGUGCAGUCGUACCUGCACCACCACGGCGCCAAGUUUUUGACGCGCUUUGAUGCCCUCUGCUACAUCCAUCUUUCUGACAAGCUUGACUCGCAUGAUGUGACGCGCGACCGUGCAUCGUGGUCGCAGGACACUUCGAGCGAAUCGGCCACGCUGAACGGCGUGCUCCGUCACCUGGGCAAGGCGCCCAACUCGCCACGUAUGCUCGUCUUAUCGGUGACGUCUGACAUGCUGUACACGUCUGCCGAGCAAAAGGCGAUUCACGACGCCGUGCCAGCCUCGGAACUCGUCCACAUCGAGUCGUCCGAAGGUCACGACGGUUUCCUGAUCGAGUACCCCCAAAUCGACCGUGCCAUUCGCGAAUUUAUGGAGCGCCUCAACGUGUCCCAUAACUCCUCGGCGCUCUAG